AUGCAUCUGCGACCCGACAACGUGCCAAAAAACCCCAAGAACAGAAUCAUUUCUUCAGCCUCCGCCCACCCCGCUAUUUUCAGGGACACUUCUGAGCUCGACCAAGUGGACCUGACGAAGGGGUCCUUCCUGACCCACAGGCGCUGUGGAGUACACUGCCCCUCGAUCAGGAGAACUGGUUCAGAACCGGGUCAUUCUUGCUGGAUCUGCGUCCUGGACUACAGCAGGAUGAAGAGGCUCCGCCUCCUCGCCAUCUUCGUCCUGGUCUUAUGGGCGGAGCCAAGACGCUUCAUGAUGCUGACCUCUGAGGUUCUCCGAGAGACAGUCGGACCCAGUGGACCGGGUGGAGCCGAUGGAACCGGCGGGCCGGUUCUGUUCUACCUCAGGAGGAUGAGGCGGAGCUGGGUCUGGAACCAGUUCUUUGUCCUGGAGGAGGACGUCGGACAUGAGCCUCAGUAUGUGGGGAAGUGCGCGCUCCCGACGCAGCCGGCAGAAUUAGACCAGAACUCUGGCGAAGCGGACCAGACUCCGACAUGCAGCGGCAGAACUGGGCCAACUGGUAUUGUGUUCUGGGCUAACUGGUCUCUUCCCCUGCAGCUCCACUCUGACCUGGACAGAGGGGAAGGUCAGGUGACGUACCACCUCAGUGGUGACGGAGCCAUGUCCGUCUUCACCAUUGAUGAGCGGACCGGAGACAUCCACGCCACCCGCAGGCUGGAUCGGGAAAAGCAGGCGUCCUACGUCCUGCAGGCCCAGGUUCGGGACCGGACCAGCCAGCUGCUGCUGGAGCCCGAGUCCCAGUUCACCAUCCGAGUCCAGGACGUGAACGACAACGCUCCCAGGUUCCUGGACGGCCCCUACGCCGCCAGGGUCCCGGAGCGGGCCCCGGCAGGAACGUCUGUGGUGACGGUGACGGCGACCGACGCCGACGACCCGACCUACGGAACCGCGGCCCGAAUCGUCUACAGCCUCCUGCGGGGCGGGCCGUACUUCACUGUAGACCCAAACACAGGUGUGGUGCGGACCGCGCUGCCGGACCUGGACCGGGAGACUCAGGACCGGUACCAGCUGGUGGUUCAGGCCCGGGACUUGUUGGGUCGAAGGGGGGCUCUGUCCGGAACCACGGCGGUUACCGUGACGCUGACGGACGUCAACGACAACCCGCCACGCUUCCCCCGCAGGAACUACCGGUUCAGCAUUCCGGAGUCGGUACCGGCACCGGCCGUGGUGGCUCGGAUAAAAGCCAUGGACCCGGACCUGGGUCAGAACGCCGAAGUGGAGUACCGGGUUCUGGACGGAGAUGGACCGGGAACCUUCCGGGUUCUGACGGAUCCAAACACACAGGAGGGUCUGCUGAUGCUGCUCAAGGGCCUGGACUUUGAGAUCCAGUCCAGCUAUUUGCUGCGGGUCGAGGCGUCCAACCGGCAGACGGACGCUCGCUUCCUGCUGGCCGGUCCGUUCAGUGACGAGGUUCUGGUCCAGCUGCAGGUGGAGGACGAGGACGAGUCCCCCGUCUUCUCCGAGUCCGUCCGUCACCUGUCCGUGUCGGAGGACGCACCAGUCGGAACCACGGUGGGCUCCGUGUCGGCCCAUGACCCGGACCGGUCCAGCAGUCCCAUCAGGUACUCCAUAGACAGGAAGUCGGACAUCGGGGGUUUCUUUGACAUCGACAGCAGUUCCGGUACCAUCAGAACCAGCAGGUUUCUGGACCGUGAAGUCAGAGUACAGCACAACAUCACGAUCAUCGCCAUGGAGACGUCGGACCCGUCCCAGGCCGGCUCGGUUCUGGUUCUGGUCUCUGUGAUGGACGUAAACGACAAUCCGCCGAGUUUCGCCGCCGAGUCACGGGCGUUGGUCUGCGAGGACGUCGGGCCCGGCCAGGUCGUCGGGACGCUGAGCGCCGUGGAUCCGGACGACCCCGAGGACGGACAUCACUUCCUGUUCUCACUGCCUGCAGGAAGUGAUGCGAACCUCAGCUUCGGCCUGAUUGACAACAGCGACAACACAGCCUCGGUUCUGGCGCUGCAGCCCGGUCUGCGGCUGCGGGACCGACCCUUCCACCUGGUUGCCGUGGUGAUCGCGGACGGCGGACAUCCAUCCCUCAGUAGCACCAACACGCUGACCGUCUCCGUCUGUCGCUGUGAUCGCUAUGGAAACCAGCGCCACUGCAGCCGGGACGAGCCACGCCAUGUCGCUGUGGCAACCGCCGCGGUCCUGACCGGCCUGCUCACAUUCCUGGGGGUUGCCAUGGUAACGGCUGCGGUCAGAUCCAGGCGACAAGAGGAGGAGGAAGAUGAAGAGCGGGACGCCCAGGAGAAUUUCGCCUGUUACGAUGACGAAGGCGGCGGCGAGGAAGACACCAAGGCCUUCAACAUGGCCGCCCUGAGACACCUGGACCGGCCUGACCCGACCGGCGGUUCCGCUGACCUGGAGGCCCGGAAGACCCAGCUGCUGAAGGCAAACCUGGACCCCACGGCGCCCCCUGCUGACUUUCUGCCCAUGUCCUGGAAUGGUGGCGGCUCGGCGGCGUGCUCCAUCUGCUCCAUCAGCUCCAUCAGCUCCAUCAGCUCCCCAGGCCCGGCAGAACCCGACCAGAACUUUUUGUGUGCCUCAAGGUUCCGGAGGCUGGUCGAUCUUUAUGAACCCAAAGGGGUGGAGCCUGAAGAGGACAGCUGAUUGGAUGGAAGGCGACCUCAGAACCUCAGGCAGAACCAACCCGACUGGAACCAGUACCUGACCAUGACGUCACCGUCGUUGCCAUGAUGUUGCCAUGACGACUCCUGUUUCCCUGCAGGUGUGCUAAGUUAAUUUGAGAGUGUGAUGUCAUGUUGUGUCCUGCUAAUUGUUUACGGCGAUGCUAGCUAGCUUUGCUAUAAAUGUUCUGAAAUGUUUGAUCCUGACACAUUCAAAUAAACACAAAAAAGUUUC
Messenger RNA from Xiphophorus couchianus (Monterrey platyfish), 2928 nucleotides. RefSeq names its product cadherin-7-like. Gene Ontology annotation, biological process: multicellular organism development; cell morphogenesis; cell-cell adhesion mediated by cadherin. Lineage: Eukaryota; Metazoa; Chordata; Actinopteri; Cyprinodontiformes; Poeciliidae. The record is from RefSeq and is a predicted model, not a curated record. Gene Ontology annotation, cellular component: plasma membrane; adherens junction; catenin complex. The transcript is spliced from 14 exons. Bases 1 to 2676 code for a protein of 891 amino acids. Gene Ontology annotation, molecular function: calcium ion binding; beta-catenin binding; cadherin binding.